UUGAUUUUUCAUUGACCCAAGAUCUUAAUUGUUUCCUUACAUAUCAACCUAAAAGAAAACAAAAAUGCAGUUUUAAUCCUCCCACCAAAAUUUCCGCUCAUACUUCUGCAUUAAGGUUUUCCACAAGCUGAUUGAUGAAAAUGUCAAUGAGCUUGUGUGGAAACCUUUGAUGUUUUGUAUAAUUCGGGGUUUGUUCGCAAAGGAAUGAUCAUUCGAUUGAAUGAAAAAUGGAGCUUUUUACUGCAAAUUCUCUGUCCACCGAAAACAAACCUCUUGAGCUUUCAAAAUUGGUCAUAGAAGAGAAAAGCUCGGUUAAAAAGAAGAGCGAAAGCACCCUUACACUUGUGAAUCAUGGUGCAAAGAUUUGGCAAGAGAACAGGGAAAAAUGGGUGGGAGAUCAAUCUCGACAAAGAAAAAAAACUACAAAGGAUCAGAUUAUAAGCUGGUCUACUACAUAUGAAGAUCUUCUCUCAACUCAUGAACCUUUCUCUGAGUCGAUUCCUUUACCCGAGAUGGUGGACUUUCUGGUCGAUAUUUGGUAUGACGAAGGCCUUUACGAUUAGACGAAUCUAACAACGAACACGGACUAGAUUGACAAAGAACAAAGAAGGAGAGACUCAACUAUGGUGUGAUGAAGUUAAAAUAUUUAGGAGUUGUCAAAAACAUUUACAUGCAGGUUCGAUGAACUAUCUAUUUGUUGUAUCCAUAUCUCCAUUUUUACAGAAGAAGACAGUGACCACUUACAUUCUC
Messenger RNA from Eutrema salsugineum, 750 nucleotides. RefSeq lists its product as uncharacterized. Bases 228 to 563 code for a protein of 111 amino acids. The transcript is spliced from 6 exons. NCBI's taxonomy places the organism in Eukaryota, Viridiplantae, Streptophyta, Magnoliopsida, Brassicales, Brassicaceae. The record is from RefSeq and is a predicted model, not a curated record.